Messenger RNA from Macadamia integrifolia, 2645 nucleotides. Its product is annotated as protein NETWORKED 4A-like. The transcript has 4 exons. The record is from RefSeq and is a predicted model, not a curated record. Gene Ontology annotation, molecular function: actin binding. The coding region runs from base 368 to 2425 and encodes 685 amino acids. Gene Ontology annotation, cellular component: vacuolar membrane. Lineage: Eukaryota; Viridiplantae; Streptophyta; Magnoliopsida; Proteales; Proteaceae.
UGAUUUCAUGAAUUGGAGAUUUGGAGGUGAGCUUAAAAGGGUAAGUGUCUCAUAAUCUCUCUCACCGACUUCUCGUUGGAGUCGCUCUGAGGCUCUGAGCAUUUCUUCCUCGCGAAGACUUGGGGGUUUCUAGCAUUUUACAUUCUCGAUCUCACUACGCCGAGAAGGUUAAUUUUGUCCCCUCAGGUCACCGUGGUAGGCCAAGAGCCAUGCUGCAACGCGCUGUAGCCAUUAUCAUCCAUCUUCUGAACUCUUGCCCGUUCACAUAAAAAAUAAAGGACUAUUCCGCUCGAAUUACCAUUUACGCGGAAGCGUUUAGGUAUGGGGGCUUGGUGAUGUGCAAUUUAAUGGAAGAAGAUAGGCCAAAAUGAGUCAGGAUUUGAAGAGGCUGGAGUCAACAAAAUCACAUUCGUGGUGGUGGGAUAGCCAUAUUUGCCCGAAAAGUUCAAAAUGGAUGGCUGAAACUCUAGAGGAUAUGGACAAAAGCGUCAAGCGGAUGCUGAAGCUGAUCGAAGGCGAUGGAGAUUCGUUUGCCAAGAAGGCCGAUAUGUAUUACCAGAAGAGGCCUGAACUCAUCUCCCAUGUCGAAGAUUUCUAUCGCAUGUACAGGUCGCUCGCGGAACGCUACAAUCACUUGACAGGAGAAUUGCGUAAGAACAUUCCCCACGAGUUGCAAUCUCAGAGUUCUAGUUUUUCCGACGCUGGCUCUGGACCAAUGUCUCCAAUUCGAACUCCUCGGAGGUCUACCCGCCAGAGAAAUGGCCACCGGGCUCCUGGCUUUGAUUUCUUUCUGGGUUCUCUUGGAGGGAGCUUCAAUGACCUCACCCAGAAGAAUGUCGAAGCUGCAUCGUCUCCUUCGUCAGAUUCUGAGUUGGAUUCUGAUGAGACAUCGUCUAUGAACAAUUACUCUGGUCCAUCGGUAACUGGAGAUGGCGAAAGUAUGCAUCGGCGGGUUAUUGAAUUGGAGAUUGAGCUCCGAGACGCUGAAGAAAGACUCCGUGAGGCAGAGGAAGGGAACAAAGAUGGUAGUAAUUCGAAGAACACCGAUAAUGGUAGGAAUCAUAAGAAACUGCUAAGUAGGAUAGCAGGUUAUGAGGAACAAUUAAGAAUCUCGAAUGGAAAACUGAAGCUUGCAGAAGGAGAGAUAGCCAGGUUAAAGCUUGGGCUUGGGAAUGAUGAAUCAACGAAGCUUUCAAAUAAUUUUCAGGCUCAGCUGGAAUUAGCGCAGAAGGAUAUUCAGAUGGUGGAGACAGAGAAUAAAUCAGGGGAAAGAUUCUCCUUCGAUCUUUCGGAAGCUAGUUCUUCGGCACUAGACUCUGGGUCUCUGAUUGAAAUAUUGAAAACUACAAACAGGAGGCUUCGGGAUACAGAGGACGAAAUUGCAGGGUUGAAGAUUGAACUAGAGAAUAAACGAUCCUCGGAAGAAGAUAUUACCGACGAUGCCACGAGUGAGAUGCCCGAGGUUGUGUUGGAAAAAACCCCGGAACAAGAGCUCCUAGAAAGGAUUACAGGGUUGGAGGAGGACGUGAUGAGCCGCGACAAUGAUAUCAAGGAGCUGGAGCAGAAGUUGAAGAAGGCACAGGAAUCAUUGGAGGUGUCAGAGAAAGAGAUUGCGAGGUUGGUGCGUGAAUCUCAUGAAGCUUCCAGUAACAUUCAGGUGCAGCUUCAAGCUGCUCAGGAAGACCUCGCGAUGCGGGAGAUCGCUCUCGGAUCAGAGAGAACACAGGUGUCUGAACUACGGGAACAGAUCGAGAAAUACAAAUUCGAUGUCUCAGACGGUGACAACAAGUUGAAAGAAUUGAAAGGAGAAUUAUCUCACACAACCCAGAAUUUCUCUGCAGAGAAGGAGAGGUUGCAAGCUGAAUUCUCUGCAGAGAAGGAGAAGAAUGAGAAGUUGCAGGCUGAAAUUUCAAAGUUAACAGAGGAGCGAGCCCAGUUAGAAUCGAAGCUCAGAGACUGGGAAUCAAGAGGCCUAUCUUUGCAGGAAGAAAUCGAACAAUUGAAGGCGAGCAUUGCGCAGAGAGGAAACGAUGUGGAAACUUUGAACAAAGACCAUGACGCACUGAAACUGAGAUACGAUAUGAUGGUAGUAGAGAAAGACGGCCUGAAAGCCAAGGUGGAGACAUUAAUGGCUGAGGUGAGUUGCAGAGACGAUAAAAUACAGAAGAUGGAGGAGCAUCUGAACAGGUUGCACAUGGAGCAGGUGGAGCUGAUGAAAGGAGCAGAGAGAGGAAGGAAGGUAGUGAAGGAACUGGAGGAAGAGGUAGAGAGGCAAAGGGUGGCCAUUUCCAAUGGUGCUGAGGAGAAGAGGGAGGCCAUUCGUCAGCUCUGUUUCUCUCUGGAUCAUUACAGGGAUGGGUAUAAGCAGCUUCGCCAGGCUUUUAUUGGACACAACAAGCGUCACCGCCCGGUGUUGGCUUCCUAAAUUUUUAAGUCCAUCCCUAGUCUCUUUGUUUUGCUUUUGUUUAGGCGUAUAAUUGGUAAAAGAGUCCUUAAUCUCCUUUGCUGUAAAUUAAAUGCUUUGCGUUAAACUUGUGAUAUUGGUUGGAUUUCCCCCCUCUUGGGGGUUUGUCCAUCCUGGGACUGAUUCCCUCUUUUAUCUUGUCUUUGGGUUUUGAAGAAUGGAUCCAUUGCUUGAAGGAUCA